GUUAUAUUCUCUUUGGUUGCUUGAUUUCAAAGCAUUUGACAUUGACAGUUACGUUACAAUGUCACUGUGACAGAAAGCCCUUUUGUAAGGUGUUCUCUUGUCUUGUCUUUAUUGAUCUUUAUAAAGAAAGAAUUUUCUAUAUUACUUAACUCAAAUUUACCAUGGUGUUCCUAACAAUAGCAAACUGGGUACGUUCCCGAGGGCCUGAUGAGUUUUGGAGAAAAAGAAGGAUGUUCAGGCUCGCUGCACAUUACAUAGGACGUAGAAGAAACUGUUACUCUGUCACUGUACGCAAUGUUCAUAGAGCAUUAGUCUAUGCAACCAAAGCUAGGAAGUUGAAGAAACAGGACAUGAUUGAUCUAUGGAGCACUAGAAUUACAGCGGCUUGUGAACAACAUAACAUUACGCCUUGCACAUUGAAGCAAGGCUUGGACCGUGCUAACAUCAUGUUAGACCGUAAAUCCCUGUCAGAUCUCGCUUGUUGGGAACCCCGGACAUUUGAAUGUUUAGCUGCUGUAGCUAAGCAGAAGAUGGAGUAUGAUGGAGCUAUUGACUAUACUGAUAAGAAAUACCCCACAGGUGUGAAUCUAAAACUACAAGAUGUUAUGCUCGAGGCUUGGCUGAAGGAAAAGAAACAAUAAUUUAAUUCAACAUUUUAUUACCUAAUAUCUAGUAAUUUUAGUUCAACAUUAGUUCUGUAAAUAAAUAUUACUUAAUACAAA
Spodoptera frugiperda (fall armyworm) is the source of this 722-nucleotide messenger RNA. It is a transcript of the gene mRpL20, whose product is annotated as 39S ribosomal protein L20, mitochondrial. Gene Ontology annotation, molecular function: structural constituent of ribosome; rRNA binding. The transcript is spliced from 2 exons. Gene Ontology annotation, biological process: translation; ribosomal large subunit assembly. Bases 162 to 641 code for a protein of 159 amino acids. Gene Ontology annotation, cellular component: ribosome. The record is from RefSeq and is a predicted model, not a curated record. NCBI's taxonomy places the organism in Eukaryota, Metazoa, Arthropoda, Insecta, Lepidoptera, Noctuidae.